Hibiscus syriacus is the source of this 1236-nucleotide messenger RNA. RefSeq lists its product as uncharacterized. Gene Ontology annotation, biological process: protein transport. The record is from RefSeq and is a predicted model, not a curated record. The coding region runs from base 1 to 1236 and encodes 411 amino acids. Lineage: Eukaryota; Viridiplantae; Streptophyta; Magnoliopsida; Malvales; Malvaceae. The transcript has 4 exons.
AUGGCAGUCUAUGAUAUGUUGGAUCAGUUCUGUGAAUUUAUCAACAUUCAAUUGACUUAUAUUCGGAGAUACAAGGACUGCCCUGAUGACAUCAAUGAAGCAGUUUCUAGCCUUAUAUUCGCCUCUGCAAGAUGUGCCGAACUUCCCGAGCUCACCGAGAUUCGGAAGCUCUUCAGGGAGCGUUACGGGCAUCGGUUUGCGACGGCGGCUGUUGAAUUGCUUCCUGGGAAUCUGGUGAACCGUGAGAUACAAGAGAAGCUGUCCGUAAAGUCGGUUUCCGAUGAUUCGAAGUUCCGAUUGAUAGAUGAAAUAACUCGAGAUUACUGCUUACAGCCUGAAAUUUUGGCACUUGAAUACUUCUCCGGUCUGCAACGCCAGGGUUCAGAUGGGAGUGAAAUGGAAGGCAAAUCCAUACAAGUUGAUCCAUUGCAAUUUCAACCGACAGCUUAUUGUCCGAAUGAUCGAGGCCGGAACAUCGACCGGAAAGCAACAUCUUCCUCGGAAAGCAUGCCUCGGUUCUCCGAGGAAGUAGUUGUCUAUCUUGAUGACAUAGAAGAGUUACACUCUUCCAUGAGAAAAGAAGCAGAUUGCCAGGACCAGAGACUAUUCAAGUUCAAGUCACUCAGCCUGCCUACAAGAGCAGUGGUUGGCGGCACGGACGGUGACGGCAAAAUGGAUAAUGAGAAGCCGAAGCUGUCGAACAAAUCAAGGCGGAGGUCGUUCUGCAUUGAACGUUCAAGCAUGAAGGACAUCGAUCACGAGAUUUAUUACGAGAAUCACAAGCAUAAAUCUCAUCACGGCAGAAAGCUCCACAACAAGGAAACACUAGCAGAAACUAAAGAAGCAACUUAUGUUCUGAAGAGGCCUAAACAACCUCGCCAAAUUGUUAAAAACUCAGGGCAGUUUCCGGUUUGUGUUGUGGAAGAAACUCCGGAUGACAAGUUUUGCCAUUGCCGGAAUCCGAAGAGAAGAAACUACGACAAUGGUCCGAGGAUGCAAAAGGAAACCGUGGGUGGUUCCGAGACGAGAAAAGGAACGGCCGGUCCAUAUUUGAGGGCCGCAACAAUGUCGCAAGAAAGGCCGAGAGAGGUACACAGGCACAGCGGCGCUCGGUCGAAUUCAUUAUCCGUUCACAACGCUAACCAUGUCCAUCCGAAGCUGCCGGAGUAUGAAGACAUAGCAGCCAAAUUCAUGGCUCUCAAGAAGGAGAAGGAGCUUCUGCUACAUAAGCAUUGA